Messenger RNA from Fusarium odoratissimum NRRL 54006, 159 nucleotides. RefSeq lists its product as uncharacterized. The coding region runs from base 1 to 159 and encodes 52 amino acids. NCBI's taxonomy places the organism in Eukaryota, Fungi, Ascomycota, Sordariomycetes, Hypocreales, Nectriaceae. The transcript has a single exon. The record is from RefSeq and is a predicted model, not a curated record.
AUGCCCGAAAAGGGAAUCGAGGGGACUGUGGAUUUGGAGAUCAGGUCGCAGCCUGGUAGCAAGGCUCAAGGUGAUGGCCAGGGUGUUGAAGACCCUGAAGGUGUUGUCAAUGUGGGUAGCGGCACGGGUUCUUGGCAACUCGAUCUUCUAAAUGGUUGA